GGGGCGGGGCGCGACGCCGGCCGUGACGGCAUCAGACAGAGACGGGGCGGCCUGAGGGGCGGCGGGACGAGGCGGAGCCCAUUCCCCUCUCUGCUGUCAGGUUGCUGCUGCUGCGGAAAUGGGGGAGUACGGAAUCGCGCCCGGGCAGCGUGUGGCCGUCGUCUGGGACAACUCCUCGCCUGUUGAAGCCCUGAAGGAUUUAGUGGAUAAAAUUCAGGCUCUGGUGGGAGCUGAUAACCGUGUCUCUGUGGAAAACGUUGACAAACUGUCUCAGUCGGCUCACAGGGAGUCCAGUUUCGAUGUGGUUCUCUCUGGCCUGGUACCAGGCAGCACAGCACAGCACAGUGCAGAGGUGCUGGCAGAAAUUGCACGCAUACUGAAGCCAGGGGGCCGUGUCCUGCUGAAGGAACCAGUGGUUACAGAACCAGGAAACAAUGGCAGAAUCAAGACAGCAGCCAAACUCCCCACAGCUCUGACUCUCUCUGGGCUGGUGGAUGUGAAGGAGCUCCAAAAGGAUGCCUUGACCCCAGAGGAGGCCCAGUCAGUCCGAGAGCAUUUGGGUUACCAAGGCAAUGACCUUCUCAUUGUUCAGCUAGAAGGCAGGAAGCCCAAUUUCGAAGUAGGAUCCUCAAGUCAGCUCAAACUUUCCUUUGCCAAGAAACCUGGUUCUUCAGGAAAACCCUCUGUGGACCCAGCCACUGCCAAGCUGUGGACACUCUCUGCAAAUGAUAUGAAUGAUGAAGAGGAUCUGCUGGACUCUGAUGAGCUGUUGGAUUCAGAGGAUUUAAAGAAGCCAGAUCCAUCUUCCCUCAGAGCUCCAUCCUGCAAAGAAAUGGGCAAAAAGAAAGCCUGCAAGAACUGCACAUGUGGCCUGGCUGAAGAGCUGGAGCAGGAGAAGAAGAGCUCACAGCCCAAAUCUGCCUGUGGAAAUUGCUACCUGGGGGAUGCAUUCCGCUGUGCCAGCUGCCCUUACCUGGGCAUGCCUGCCUUCAAGCCUGGUGAGAAGAUCCUCCUGAAGGAGAACCAGCUGCAUGAUGCCUAACAAAGACACCUCUGGAUGUCCUGUGAAGGACUCCUCUGCUUUCCCAUCAGUCUGAGGUUCUUCCUGCAGUCCUUCUCAUCCUCUGGUGCUCUCCAGCCAGAAUCCCCGUGGGGAGGGACACUGUGGGCACUGACACUGCUGGGAGCUCACUGUUUGUAAUCAGCCUUGGGCUGCCUCAUAACCUUUGGUGACAAGUGGUCUCAUAACUAUUAGACUUUGUGUUAUGCCUUGUUUUAGCUGACUUGACUUGAUACCAGGGCUCUGGCCAUCACAGUGUGUCCAGUGGGCAGAGGGGAGGAGAAUCAACUGUCAGGUUGCCCUCCUCUGUGUGUGUGUGUGGCAGAACCUGCCCUGUCCCAUGCCCACGAUGUCAUACAGCUCUCAUUUGCCCUGGUUUUCCCUGCUUGAUCAGCAGCUCGAGCUUAGCUCAGAGGGUGACACUGGUCUCCUGCUCUCUUUGAAAUCUGAACUGCCCUUCCUUCCCCUCUGCAGGUGGCUCAGCAGCUCCUGUCACAAGCUGGGAGCAGGGAGUACGCUUAGCAGUGUGUGCUCUUCCCAGCACACCUGAACUCUUAAGUCUGCCAGGCAUGAUGCAUUUCCAAGUGUUUUGGGAGCUUGCCCAUGAGAUCCCCUGCCCCCACCUAUUUCCAUCAAAAUGACAAAGAGUCUGUCCCACUGAGAAAUCUCCUGCCCUUAAGGCAGGGAGCAGUUUCAGCAACAUCUAUCUUUGUCCCCCCACACCUGAGACUGGUUCUCCUGGUGGUUACCAAGUGAGUUUCCUGCAGUGCUCAAUAGAAGUAAGAACAAAGCAAUAACUCCAUUUCUAGAUGAUCUUCCUGCUCCUGCUUCACAAGAUACUGACUGCUCUUUAUUUAUGUGCCUAAUUACUGCUAGUGAGACAUCCACAGGGGUGUGGGAUGAGGGAGCUGUUUGUGUUCUGUGCCAGGUUGGCUCCUCAGCCUGGCAGGGAACAGAGGACACCCAAAGGCAGUGAUUGCUUGGUUUGGAGCUCUUGCUCUGCAGGAUGUGGCUGCUGCUUGUUGUGCCACUUGGGUGACAGUAAACUCACAGAGGGGAGCUGGGGUGGAAGGCUGUUCUGUCCUUGAAAUAAAAGUGAUCAAUAGUAAAAC
Colius striatus (speckled mousebird) is the source of this 2172-nucleotide messenger RNA. RefSeq names its product cytokine induced apoptosis inhibitor 1 (gene CIAPIN1). The coding region runs from base 119 to 1042 and encodes 307 amino acids. The transcript has 9 exons. The record is from RefSeq and is a predicted model, not a curated record. NCBI's taxonomy places the organism in Eukaryota, Metazoa, Chordata, Aves, Coliiformes, Coliidae. Gene Ontology annotation, cellular component: cytoplasm. Gene Ontology annotation, molecular function: iron-sulfur cluster binding. Gene Ontology annotation, biological process: iron-sulfur cluster assembly.